Hypoxylon fragiforme is the source of this 2416-nucleotide messenger RNA. RefSeq names its product acyl-CoA N-acyltransferase. Gene Ontology annotation, molecular function: histone acetyltransferase activity. NCBI's taxonomy places the organism in Eukaryota, Fungi, Ascomycota, Sordariomycetes, Xylariales, Hypoxylaceae. The record is from RefSeq and is a predicted model, not a curated record. The transcript has 2 exons. The coding region runs from base 236 to 2230 and encodes 664 amino acids. Gene Ontology annotation, biological process: regulation of DNA-templated transcription.
CUCUAGUUCUCCAACUCUUGUUAUUACGUAAGCGGGACUGCUCAACCGCGACUGCCAUGAACCUUACGGACAUCAAUUGUUACCAUGCUAUUUUAUUCAAUUGCGAACAAGAAAAAAAUAAAGAUAUUUCAAGUUCCCAAUUAUUUAUUUUCAGUUACAACCACCAUUCCAAUAUGAUGACGUAAACUUUUUCGCCACUCAAAAGAGCAUUUUUGGCAAUUUUAUAAAAAGAAGAAUGGCACCACAGAAGCGCAAGAAACCACACGACGUGCCCCCCGAGGUGAUUGUCGUACAACCACGACGUCCAACAAGACAACAUCCAUCCCCAGAUGAACAAGAAUCGGGUCAUAUCCUAAGAAGCGGUCGCAUGCGCGCUCACACAGCCGAGAAGGAGAAGGAGAAUGUCACCAUCAAUGGGCAUGCGCCGAUAGAAACCACAACUGCAGCUUCACGAGGUAGAAGGAAGGAUGCGUCCAGGACAACGAGACACACUAGUACAUCAGAUAAGCCUUUGAAGGAGAACAUACAACCAAAUGAUGGCGAUGUAGUGGAAGUAAUUGAAAUAGAGGAUGACGAAGAAGAUGAGGAAAGAGAGGCAAACGAGGAAAGGAACGAGCCGAUAAGACAAAGGCACAGCAGACACACUCAACAAAAUGCCCAGACAUCGAUAGCGCCAUCAAUGACGAGGUCCCCACCUCCCCAGACUCGACUCAUACCACCCAAAUCUUCCUCUCACCAACCCAAACAAGAAACUUCGGCACGCUCAGCACACACAGCCCAGAUUUCAACUCCCAAGCGUCCUGCCUCCUCCUCAGACCGACACCUCAAGCCACCGCCAACACCACGGUCAGACCGCAACAUCGAUAAAGUCGUGUUGGGGAACAUAUCCUUUAAGUCUUGGUACCCGUCGUACUACGGCAAAGAUGUGCUGGGCGAUCCAUCCGGCAAUAAUGUGGAGGGCGGCGGGAAGAAUGGGGCCAAGGUAGGAGGCAAAGUGGGCGGUGGUAAAAAGGCACCGUACAUGCUGGAGCGACUGUACGUGUGCCCGUACUGCUUCAAGUAUGCAAAGGACUUGACGCCUUGGUGGACGCAUGUCAAGGUUUGCGAGACCAGCUUUGAGUUACCGGGACGAAAGGUUUAUACUCAUCCUAAAGGGGUGCAUACGAAGGUCGUGAAGGCCCCGGGCGCUGUGGCUGCAGAGACUGCUGGCAAGAGUAAGGGGAAGAAGAGGGGGGAUGUUCAUGGUGGUGACACUGUCUCGUUGGCCACAGAGCAAGUGGUUCAUGACGAGGGUGAGUGGAGUGUGUGGGAAGUUGAUGGGGAGAAGGAUAAACUAUUCUGCCAGAACUUGUCCCUGUUCGCGAAGCUCUUCCUAGAUAACAAAUCGGUGUUCUUCGACGUUACGGGGUUCAACUAUUUUCUCCUCGUCUACACGCCUCCGCCCCGACCAAAACAUACCACGCAAACCCCUCCUUCCCCUCCGCUCGCAAGCUCAACCAAUGAUCAACCCUCUCCACAGCAACUGCUGUCACCAUCUGUAUCAGAAGGAACAAAGAGUCAGGCACAGGUAGUAGGCUUCUUCUCAAAAGAGAAGCUGUCCUGGGAUAACAACAACCUGGCCUGUAUUCUGGUGUUCCCGCCCUGGCAACGUAAAGGUCUUGGCGCUUUGCUGAUGGGCGUUUCGUACGACAUCUCGCGGCGCGAGGGCAUACUCGGUGGGCCUGAGAAACCGAUUUCGGAGCUCGGCCGUAAGGGGUACAAGAGGUACUGGGCAGGCGAGAUCGCGCGGUGGCUUCUGGGACUGGAGAUCGGGGGAGCUAAUGAAGAAAAAGAGGAGAAAGAGAAGGAAACGCUCGUUACUAUCGAGCAGUGCUCCAAAGCUACCUGGAUCGUCCCCGAGGACUGCCUCGCCGUGCUCCGGGAGAUGGGGCUCGUCGAGGACGCGGGGCUCGGUCCUGCUAGCGAGCCUCUUGCUACUACUGGCGCCGCAGACAAUCACAAACACGGUCACGGCACUGGUGGGAAGAGCGAGGUAGUCGUUGACGAGGAGAUGGAAGGGGAGGAUGCGAAGACGAAGGUUAUGGUCCCCCGCGUCCGCCUCGACAAAGAGGCUGUUAGGCGCUGGGUGGCGGCCAACAAGAUCGAUCUUAGGAGGGCGUGUGAUCCCGAGGGGUUUGUGGAGGGGUACGCGGUUAAGGAUGUGGAGGGGGCGGAUAUGGAUGAGGAUUAGAUUUCUGUUUGCCCUGGCGAGCUGGGUAUGGUAAGGGAGGUGUGCCUAUGUGUGCCUAGGUUCUAGGUUAGGUAAAUAAAUAGGUAGGUAGCUAAAGUUACUGAGAAGAGGAGAUAUAUGGUGAAGAGAAAGAGAAUGAUAGAUCGAGAUACCCCCUUUACUUUUGAUCUGAUAUUUUUUUUUUUA